This is a messenger RNA of Acaromyces ingoldii, 1593 nucleotides long. Its product is annotated as CoA-dependent acyltransferase. Gene Ontology annotation, molecular function: lipoic acid binding; acetyltransferase activity. The record is from RefSeq and is a predicted model, not a curated record. Gene Ontology annotation, cellular component: cytoplasm; mitochondrion. Bases 1 to 1593 code for a protein of 530 amino acids. NCBI's taxonomy places the organism in Eukaryota, Fungi, Basidiomycota, Exobasidiomycetes, Exobasidiales, Cryptobasidiaceae. The transcript is spliced from 2 exons.
AUGCAGUGGAGAUUAGCUUGCCCCCGGGCCAGUCCAAAGGCGCACCUGAUCGGCCCGGGCAGCGUGUUCGGACGUCCAGCCGUCAGGACGGCCAUUGGCACCUCGCAGUUGUUGCUCGCCCGUCUUCCAUCAUUUCAAUGCAGCAGUUCGAGCUUGCCGCUCCCGCCGUCUUAUUCAGCACAGAUCCAGGGCAGGCGCACUUUUCAUACGUCUGUGACCACCCGGCGAAGGACAGUAGACUACCUUCUGGCCGACGUCGGGGAGGGCAUCACUGAAUGCGAGAUCAUCAAAUGGUUUGUCGAGCCGGGAUCGACGGUGGAAGAAUUUGACGUAUUGGUCGAGGUGCAGUCGGACAAAGCCUCUGUUGAAAUCACCUCUCGCUACGCCGGCAAGGUUACGGAGCACUGCUACAAGGUGGGCGAAGUGGCCAAGGUGGGAAGCGCCCUCUGCAGAAUCGAGAUGGAGGGCGAGGUGGCGCAAGAGCAAGAACAAGCCACGGAUGAUGCGCCUGCCGGGCAGAAGCAGCAGGAGCAACAGCAGGAGCCAGAAGGUCUGGGGAGCAGACGCGUGAGCGAGAGCGACGAGGCUGCGAGGCCUGACCAAAAGAUUUCGGCGAUGAACCAUUCCAAGCUGGCCACCCCAGCCGUGCGGAGAAUCACUCGGGAACACAACGUCGACAUUGGUCAGAUCCAAGGCACGGGAAAGGACGGUCGCGUCACAAAGGACGACGUGCAUUCAUACGUGCAGCAGCGCUCGUCUUCGCCAGAGACUGAGGGUGCGCGUCAAAGUGCGGCGGGACCGACAGUUGCAAGAGAGACUGCAGCAGAGAACGACGUGGUAGUGCCGCUGUCCUCGAUGAGAAGAGCAAUGUUCAAAGCCAUGACGUCGACGUGGACAAUUCCUCACUUUGGCUAUUCGGACGAAGUUGAUGUGACACAGUUGGAUGCGAUUCGGAGGCAAGCUCAGGCUUCGUCUCAAGCCUUGGGCAGCUCUGGAAUCGCCGACGACGACGAGGGACCAACGACGAGGCUGACGCUGCUGCCAUUGCUCAUCAAGGCCAUGUCGCUUGCCAUGCGCGACUUUCCCCUCUUUAGGUCUCAACUCGAUGUAAGCGGCGAGAAGCUACACCAGCGAUCUUCGUGUGACAUCUCGAUUGCCCUUUCGACCGAAAAGGGUCUCUUGACGCCGACGAUUGCCGAGGCCGAUGCGCUCUCGACGCUCGACAUCGCCAAGCAUAUCGCCAGCCUACAGAGUGCCGCCGCGUCGUCGGGUGGCAGUCUCUCGCGGAGCCAGCUUGGCCCAGCCAGGGGUGGGACCCUGACCAUGUCCAAUAUUGGGUCAGUAGGCGGCACAGGUGCUUCGCCGCUCAUUCCACCGACGGGUCAGCUGGCCAUUGGUGCCCUAGGCAGAGCUAGGUAUCUGCCUCGCUACUCAGACGGAGGUCGUGGCAACGAUAUCGUAAAGAGACUCAUACUCCCAGUCGCUUUCACGGCCGAUCAUCGUGUCGUCGAGGGCGUUGAGCUGGCCAGGCUUGUGGACAAGUGGAAGAGACUCGUAGAGGAGCCAGGCCUGUGGAUGGUCAACAUGAGGUAG